ACAACAAUAGGGGUUGGGCCGCCAAACUAGGAGAGGAGAGAGAAUGGAUACUCAAGAAAUCUAGUGAAAAUACCCAAAAGCCCAAGUUACUAAUGAAUUACUCUUCCAAUACCGGAGUCACCAAAACCACAAACUUUAUCGGCAAUUUGAUCUGAGCUCCCCGGUCCUGCCGAACUGAUUAAACACAGAUCUAUACCCAGAUUUAGCGAUCAAGUAAUUCUUUAACCACAGCAGCUCCAAAACUGCUUCCUGGUGAGUGACAUUUUUUAUUUUAUUUUUUGAGUUGAAAAACACAUUUAGUACUAGUUCUCUUUCUAAAAUUUAUCUUGUGAUUGAACUUAUAGCACAAUUUAUUGGCAGAACAGAUAAAAAAAAAUUCCAUCUCCUUUUCUGGGUUAAGGUGCGCUGCUGAGUUGGUGUCGCACAUGAACUGUUUGAUCUUUUGUCUCACUUAAAAUAUAGCUCUUUCUUGAUUGCGGGAAAAAAACAUUCUCCAGAAAAAAUGGAGUUUCUUGGCAACUUUAAAUUGUUUGGAUGAAGCCUUAGCCUCGUAGGUAUAUCAAUAGAGUGUAUAUAAGUACAUCCUUCUGUGGAGUUGCAAUGGAAUUUGAUUGAUUAGUGCUGAAAUCCAAUGCUUAUUCUUUGGUGCCGGAAGAAUGGGGGUGAGUAUAGUAGGAGAAAAAGUUAUUCUGGUGCCAUACAUGAAGGAUCAUGUGCCCAGGUACCAUGUUUGGAUGCAAGACCCUGCCAUCCUCCAAGCCACCGCGUCUGAGCCGCUUACACUCGAUCAAGAAUACGAGAUGCAGCUUUCGUGGGUUCAAGACCCCCUUAAACAGACUUUUAUAGUGCUGGACAAAGAAUUAGUGGUUGGAGAGUUCAUCCAUGGGGAACCUCGUACUGAUGCUAUGGUCGGUGAUGUGAAUAUAUUUAUGAACGACAUUGAUGAUUCUCUGAUAGCAGAGGUAGAAAUUAUGAUCGCGGAACUAAAAAGUCGCGGCAAAGGACUAGCAAAAGAGUCAAUCUUGCUGAUGAUAGCCUUUGCAGUCAAGAAUUUUGGCAUCCACAACUUUCGUGCAAAAAUAGGUUUAUCAAAUGAAGCUUCACUGAGACUAUUCAAAAAGCUGGGCUUCAUGGAAACUUCUUGCAGUGAGAUCUUCAAAGAGGUUACGCUGGAAUUUCCAAUAACGGAAUUGAAGAGGGAGGAACUGCAUCAGUUAUUAGCCAAUGCUGCAACUUACUUUUGAUCCUUCAAUAUAUAUCAUUCUUGUGGCAAGAUACAAUGUCUUUUAUAUCUGUUUAACAUGGUUUAUAUUCUUAGACUAACUCUUAUGGGUUUAAUAAAUUAUUAUUACUAAAUGCAA
Molecule: messenger RNA, 1361 nt
Organism: Salvia splendens (bonfire salvia)
Lineage: Eukaryota; Viridiplantae; Streptophyta; Magnoliopsida; Lamiales; Lamiaceae
Product: Acyl-CoA N-acyltransferases (NAT) superfamily protein
Exons: 6
Coding region: 657-1244 (195 amino acids)
Molecular function (GO): N-acetyltransferase activity
Source: RefSeq, a predicted model, not a curated record